Molecule: messenger RNA, 1014 nt
Organism: Salvia splendens (bonfire salvia)
Lineage: Eukaryota; Viridiplantae; Streptophyta; Magnoliopsida; Lamiales; Lamiaceae
Product: myocyte-specific enhancer factor 2
Exons: 3
Coding region: 1-1014 (337 amino acids)
Biological process (GO): positive regulation of transcription by RNA polymerase II
Molecular function (GO): DNA-binding transcription factor activity, RNA polymerase II-specific; protein dimerization activity; RNA polymerase II cis-regulatory region sequence-specific DNA binding
Source: RefSeq, a predicted model, not a curated record
AUGAAUGCACCUGAUGAAGGCAACGGCCAGGCAAUGCAUCCCAAUAACGGGCAACAGAGGCAGGGCAACGGGAAAGGAAAGACAGUAACGCUGAAUAUCGUGAAGGAGACCGGCAUUCGCCAAAUCACCUUCACAAAGCGCGAGGCAGGUGACGGCAACAACAACUACCCGAUGCAUCCCCAAGGCGGCGACGAAGAUGGCGACGACUACAUGCUGCAUCACGAGAACGAGCAGCGGAGGAAGGGCAAGGGGAGGCAGAAGAUCGAGAUGGCGAAGAUCGAGAACGACACCAAUCUCCAAGUCACCUUCUCGAAGCGCCGCGCAGGCGUCUUCAAGAAGGCGAGCGAGCUGAGCACGCUGUGCGGCGCCGAGUGCGCCCUCGUGGUCUACUCCCCGGGCGACAAGCCUCACUCCUUCGGCCACCCCAGCGUCGAAGUUGUCACCACCAGGCCGCCGAACAGGAGCGCAAACCGGGAGGUGGUGGCUGUGGAGACGCAGGUGGAUCAGGCGAAGCAGCGGAGGAAGGAGCUUGACGGCCUGCCUCCGGUGCUUCAGUUGGAGAGCCUCAACUACCAGCAGCUCGACCAGCUGAGGAACUCGGUGCUUAUGUACAAGCAGGGGGUUCAAGCCCAGUUCAGCGGUGGCGCCGGGGUUUAUGGCUACGGAGGCGGCGGCGCUGCGGCGGGGUAUGGACAGAAUGUGCAGUAUCCGCCGAUGGGGUAUGGUACGGCGGGCUACAACUAUGGAGCUCCCUCUGCCGGCGUCGUUCCCUACAACGCCGGCAUUGCUGGCGCUCAAGGCGGGGCUAAUUAUGGAGGAUUUCCCGGCGGCGUUCAAGGCGAGGCUAAUUAUGGAGGAUAUCCCGGCAGCUCUGACGGAAACGUCGGCGGUGCUCAAGGCGGGGUUAAUUAUGGAGGAUUUCCUGGCGGUUCGGGUGGCAACGUCGACGGUGGUCAAGGCGGGGCUAAUUAUGGAGGAUUUCCCGGCAACUACCACCACCACCCUGGGUAUUAG